Molecule: messenger RNA, 1881 nt
Organism: Drosophila subpulchrella
Lineage: Eukaryota; Metazoa; Arthropoda; Insecta; Diptera; Drosophilidae
Gene: Adgf-A2
Product: adenosine deaminase 2
Exons: 3
Coding region: 117-1805 (562 amino acids)
Biological process (GO): inosine biosynthetic process; adenosine catabolic process
Molecular function (GO): adenosine deaminase activity
Source: RefSeq, a predicted model, not a curated record
CGAAGUUUUCCAUUUGUUUUUCGGUUUCGAAAAGUAUGUUUGGCAUUUUGGGGGAAUAAAAUUUAACAAAAAAUUGGGUUUGAUCACAAAAUUAUUGGGUUUUGGUAAGCGGGACCAUGGAGAACGUGCGGUUUGAGGAUGUCCAAACGACAAUGUCUUCUCCCCCGCCAGCGAUGAGGGUGAUCCAUAUGGACCUCAACGAGGAGGAGAGUCGUCGGCACAUGUCGGCCAAUAAGUAUGGAGGCAUCUGUUUCCACACAGCCAUAGCGGCCAUGCUCUGUAUAAUGCUGGUGGUGGUGUUCUGCUCGGCGCCCCUUGGUGACAGCCUGACCAAUCGCACCGCCGAGGAGCGAUAUGCCCGCCGAAGGCAGAGUUACGUGGAUAAGGAGCGACGCCUAAGGCUUGGCAGCGGGAUGGUCUUGAGUGCCCUGGAGGAGGAGGCCGACGGGCGACUGAUGGCCAUCAAGCUGGUGGACGAGGAGGUGCACAAUCUCUGGCAGAACUAUCACUCCCAACCACCGCCGUUCCUCAGGCAUCUCAACAUCAGCGAUACGAAUCUUUACGCGGUUUUGAAAAGCAUGCCCAAGGGCGGACUCCUCCACGUCCACGAUUCGGGAAUGCUGAGAACGGAGAUCCUCAUCGAUCUGACCUACCACGAAAACCUCUGGGUCUGCGUGAACUUGGAUCAGGGCUUUGAGGAUUUCCGAUUCUCACGGCUCUUUCCGCACAUCCCCCCGGUGGAGGACUACCAGUGCAACUGGAUGCUGAUGAGCAACUUCUUCGAGUUCGAGCCUCGGUCCGGAUUCGUGGACAGGUUGCGGGAGAGUCUCACCGUCCGGAAGGAGGGAUAUAACAGCUCCUCCGAGCUGGCCCGGCACCUGAGACGUUACCAGCGCCUAAUCCACGGAUUGAUCACGUUCCGGCCGAACUGGAGCGACUUCAUAUUCAGCAUGCUGAACGAUUUCUACGCCGACGGGGUUCAGUAUGUAGAGCUGCGUUCUUCGCUGCCAAUCAUGUACGACCUGGAUGGCAAUAACUCCACUAUUUUGGAAACGGCAGAGUCCAUAGUUUCGGUAUCGAAUAUUUUCAAGAACACUUUCAAAGAUUUCAUCGGAAUCAAGCUCAUCUAUGCACCUUCUAGGGACUUUAAUGACAGCCGUAUGGAAGAAUAUUUAGCCAAUGCUCGCCUGCUGAAGCUGCACUAUCCCAAUUUCUUUGCUGGCUUCGAUCUAAACACCUUUGGGGAUGAGUGCAAUUUGCCGCAUUUGGGCCAGUCAACUCAGCUUUUAAAGAUCGGCAAGGAUAUUGACUUUUAUUUUCAUGCGGGUGAGUCGCGAUGUCCGGACACUUUACGGACGGAUGCGAAUCUCAUAGAUGCCCUUUUGCUGGGCAGCAAACGGAUCGGAAACUCCGUGAAUCUGCCCUUUCAUCCGGAGAUUAUGAAGGCCAUGAAAAACCUUAAAAUGGCCGUGGAGAUCUGCCCAUUGUCCAAUCAUUAUCUGCAGUACUUUAACGAUUUCCGGCAACAUCCGGCGGCGUAUUUGAUUGCCGCUGGUUUUCCCAUUGUGAUUGGGUCGGAUUAUCCAUGUUUCUGGAACUCAGCCCCCCUGACCGACGAUUUCUAUGUGGCCUUCGUGGGCGUGGUCAGUGGGUGGGGCAAUCUGCGCCUGCUCAAGCAGUUCGCCAUGAAUUCGUUUCUGUACAGCUCCCUCAGCGAAACGGAGAGGAAUGUGGCCGUAACCAAGUGGCAAUGCAGAUGGAACCGGUGGGUCAGAAACUUCGUCAACGGCAGUGGAUACCAAUGAGGGAUGGUUGUUGAAUGGGAGAAUAUUCAUUGUUUUGGGGUAUCAAAAUUAAAUAAAACUAAAUUGAUUUUUUAUG